This is a messenger RNA of Parus major (Great Tit), 8101 nucleotides long. RefSeq names its product FERM and PDZ domain containing 2 (gene FRMPD2). Gene Ontology annotation, molecular function: protein tyrosine phosphatase activity; protein binding. Bases 110 to 6124 code for a protein of 2004 amino acids. Lineage: Eukaryota; Metazoa; Chordata; Aves; Passeriformes; Paridae. Gene Ontology annotation, cellular component: cytoskeleton. The record is from RefSeq and is a predicted model, not a curated record. The transcript has 43 exons. Gene Ontology annotation, biological process: protein dephosphorylation.
CUGUGAAGAUCUGCCACAUAGAAGACUUUCUCCUGAAUCCAUUCUGGAAGCAUGUGAAGCACAUCAGAAGGAAUCUGCUUCCUUACCACCAAAAUUCUGCAUAAAGAAAAUGGUUCAGUUUGCAGUAGGAAGUGUCAGUGAGACAGAGCAGGUGGUCACUGAAGACAGCACAGCCUCUCAGCUGAACAGAAGUCAUGUGAUAAGGAAAAGACUGCAUGAAAAAAUAUCGGACACCUCAGCGCUGUCAUCCCAGAUGAAUUUUCACCAAGACAAAGGGUCCAGAUUAAUGAACUAUAGUCAGUCAACAGAAGAUUACAGACAACUCUCUGUGGAUUAUAGUGACUCUAAUAGUAUUUCUGAAAGUACAUCUUUGAUAUUGUCUAACCGAGGACACAGGAGAGGAAGAACUCCAGAGACACACAGAUCAUGUGACACCACACUCAGUGGGUCAAGGACACAAAGUAGCUACAAGCUCUUCAUAAACAGGUCGGUGAGCGCUGUAGAAGAAAUCCCGGGUGGAACACAGAAGAACAACCGACAGAACCUACUAAGCUUGGGCUCCACCUUCUCUGUGUCUACAAAGGACUACUCAGCAGCUGCUGCAUCACAGAAAUGUUUGUUCCACAGGAAAGAAAAGUUUUCAGGUCCAGAGUUUGUUAUUUUGUCUAGCGAACCACCAGUGACCUUACAGCUGCCUGGAUCAAUUGUGACUAAAAAAGGGAAAUCCUAUUUGUCCCAAAGGGAUCUUAACGUAAUUUUACUGAAUGGCCAGUGCCUUGAGGUGCAAUGUGACAUCAAGACCAAGGCAAGAGAUGUUUUCAACACUGUGGUGGCAUAUGCAAACUUGGUGGAACAUUUCUACUUUGGCUUGGCUUACCUGAAAGGUAAAGAAUUCUUCUUUUUGGAUGAAGAGACCAAACUCUACAAAGUUGCCCCAGAUGGCUGGAAUGACCAACCCAAGAAGAAAAUGUCCAUCAUUAAUUUCACACUCUUUCUAAGAAUAAAAUUCUUUGUCAACCACUUUAAUGUUAUUCAACACGGCUUGACAAGGCAUCAGUUUUACCUGCAGCUUCGUAAAGAUAUUUUGGAGGAGCGAUUAUAUUGCAGUGAUGAGACUGCCCUGAAACUCGGCGCUUUGGCUUUGCAAGCAGAGCUUGGCAAUUAUGCUUCUGAGAUGCAUGGAAAGAGCUAUUUUCGUGUUGAAGACUACGUUCCAGCAAGUCGAAUAGAGAGAAUGACCCUGGCAUAUGUACAGCGAGAGCUUGCUAAAUUACAUCGUAUGAAUCGCUCCCUAUUUGAGGAUGAAGCUGAACUAGAAUUUUUAAAGGUGACUCAGCAACUUCCUGAAUAUGGAGUGUUAUUCUAUCGUGUAUCCCAAGAGAAGAAAGGGACAGAAGGGGACAUCAUCCUUGGAAUCUGUGCCAAAGGCAUCAUCGUCUAUGAGAACAAAAAUCACACUAGAAUUGCCAGUUUAAGAUUCCAGUGGCGUGAAACAGAAAGAAUUUCAGCUCAUAGAAAAAAAUUCAUGAUUGAAAGCAGUUUCAGUGGCAAGAAACACACCUUCAUUACUGAUACAGCAAAGACAUGUAAAUACCUACUGGACCUCUGCUCUGCCCAGCACAAAUUCAAUGCACAGAUGAACUCUAGGCAACUUCGGCAAACUUCAUCAGAGGACAGUAAAUUUCUGGAAAUAGACAAAUCAAAUUCUGCAUAUGCAGCUCAGCAUGAACACCUUGCCCUUAUUCAGAGACUGUCUCGGUCAGAGAAUGUGCUCUAUGGAGCAAACCUGGAAAACCUUUCUGCUGGGAUGAUGAGCAAAUCUUGUGAUAACCUCAGUGUGGAAACCAACAACAGGACUAGAGACAAAAGCAAUCUUGGCAGAUCUGUAUCAGGGCUAUCCCAGUCAGAAAUGCACAUCAAUUUGAAUGGAAAGCAAAGGAGUUAUGACUUCCUCUCAAUCCAUUCAACUCAGAACACAAUCAGUGCACCUGGAUCACCAGCCAUGCAAAAGGAAGUUUUGCUAAGUGGUCUAGAAAGAGAAAUCAUCUGUGUCAGCCUAAAACGUGACCCUAAGAAUGGAUUUGGUUUUGUAAUUAUUGGAGGAGAAAAUGUAGGAAAAUUAGACCUUGGUAUCUUUAUCGCUUCAAUUAUCCCUGGGGGACCUGCAGACAGAGCUGGAAAUAUCAAACCAGGAGGACGACUCAUCUCUGUGAAUAAUAUCAGUCUUGAGGGUGUUUCAUUUAAUACUGCAGUUAAAAUCAUACAGAAUUCUCCUGAUGAAGUGGAGCUCAUCAUCUCUCAACCCAAAGACGUGUAUGAAGAAGGAUUAAAUGAAGACAAGAAUCUAUCAAGAGGAAACAGCACUAGUGGAUCUGAGAUCUCCUGUGUAGACAGUGGGAGAAAAAAGAUUCAGGAUUGUCAUACAGCUCUCCUCAAAGAACAGGACACAAAUAUAGAUGAACUUGAGAAGACUCUCUCUUGGAAUUUAGCAUCAAAAUCAGGCCCUAGGAUUCCAGUUCCUUCAGCUGAUAGCCUGGAUGUAGAGGCAGCUGAUUCUUCCCACUUAGCAUCUUCAUCAGAAACCAACUCAAAGGAAAUCUACACAGUGGAACUUGUUAAAGAAGAUGGGACUUUUGGAAUCAGUGUGACUGGUGGAAUUAACACCAGUGUGCGUCAUGGUGGGAUAUAUGUGAAGUCAAUUAUUCCCAGAGGACCAGCAGAUAAGGACGGACAAAUAAAGAUAGGUGAUCGUCUGCUGGAAGUAGAUGGCAUCAGCCUCUGUGGCAUCACCCACAAACAAGCUGUGGAACACCUUAAGAAAUCUGGCCAGAUUGCCAAACUGGUUCUAGAAAGGGGAAACUACCAACUGGCAGAGCCAUGUUUGACUGCUAAUGACAGAAAGGAGGACCAAUGUGCAGUAGUUUCUGUGGCAACAUCCCUCACAGAUGGUACCAAGGACUGCUGCUUUUUGACAGAUGAUAACACAUUUGAAGUGAAAUUAACCAAGAACUCUGGAGGCCUUGGAUUUAGUGUCCUGCAGAUGGAAGGAGAUGCUUGUGAACACCUUGGAGGAGCUAUUGUCAGGAUCAAAAGACUGUUUCCAGGGCAGCCAGCUGAAGAGAAUGGAGAAAUUGAAGUUGGAGAUGUCAUUUUAAAUGUGAAUGGGAAACCUCUCAAAGGGCUCCUGUAUCAGGAUGUCCUGCAUUUGCUAAGAGGAGCUCCUCGAGAAGUUACACUGCUACUUUGCAGACCACCAAAAGGUGUUCUUCCAGAAAUAGAGCAGAUUGCUUUGACUCCAGCACCAUCUCCAAUUAAGGACUUUGUGGCAGAAAUGCCAAGCAACAGAGAGGCAGGAAACAGUAUGGAUCAAUCCACCAGUGACGAAGGUAGCACCUCUCCAGACCUCGAAGAUUGCCUCGAUUCUCCAGUGGGAGAAGAUUUCAGUGAGCCUCCUGAGGAUGACAGCUCAGCUUACGAUGAGCAGGAAGCUGAGUUUCAAGAGAAACCCAUACAGAAACUCCCAACUUCCAGAGAGAGUUUCUAUAAGCAUCUUUGGAAGAUUCAUCAAGAAGCUUCCAGUUCUGAAAUCUUCCACUCUCUGGAGGAGGAAGUGAAGCAGAACUGCUACUCACCAUGUGAAUUUGGACAGGUCAAAAGCUCAAUGCCUGUGACCCCACUUCCACGAAGAGGAAGCUCUGAGACAGUCUCUGCAACCACUGCGACCCCACAGCCACGUGUCUGUGGUCCCUCGUCAUCAUCAUCCCUGCCUGACAGAGAGACACAUGACAGUGACAAUGAAUGGGAAGACGUGGAGGAGCCAGAGGAAGAGAAGGAAGAAAAUGAAGAUUGCACUCAGGAAAUGGAGAUCUUUGUGACUUUGACAAAGUCAGAGAACAACGGUUAUGGAUUCUCUGUAGUUCUUAACAAAAUGGACACCUGCCUGUACGUUGAUGAAAUCUUGAAUGAUCCUGCCCUUUCUGAUGGAAGAUUGAGAAGGGGAGACAGAAUCAUUAUGGUGAAUGGAACUGAUGUCACAUCUUUGCCAUGCAAUGAAGUCCUGACUUUACUGCAAAGUUCUCCUCCAGAUCUGCACCUUGUGGUUGGUCGUGCUGACAGUGACCCACGUCCCCCAGUUAGGCCAGAUGAGAUUCCUGAAAUUACUCUCACAAAGGGUGCCGAUGGACAGCUAGGCUUGAAGCUGACAGGAGGAGCUGGAAGCAAGUUACAAGGUAUUUAUGUGCUAGAGAUAGUGCCUGGCUCUCCUGCCAGUGUGGAAGGCAGUUUGCAGCCACGAGAUCAGAUUGUUUACAUCUGUGGACUGUGCACUGAGGGCAUUAGCCUGGAUGAUGCAGUGAGAGUGUGUGAAGCUGCCACCCAGAAUGUUCAAAUCAAAGCCACCAGAAAUGGCAAUCCAGUGGUUCCUAUAGAACAGGAAAAUAGGCCACCAGCUGAAACAGAGAAAGCCAAUAUUUCCUUGUCAGAUGAAAACCUGAACUCUCAGGAACAGCAUCUGCUUCAUCAACAUGAGAAACAUUUGGAGGACACAAACUGUGAUGCUCAGCAGAACACUCCCGAUUCUCCAGAAUGUAAAGACUUCAUUAUUAAGAUUGAGCUGGAAAAGGCAGAAAAUGGAAGCCUAGGAUUUGCACUGGUAGGUGGAAAAAAUGGCAGAGCUAUCCUAAUAAAAGCCAUCAGCCCAGAGAGCAGUGCAGAUCUAGAUGGGAGACUUCAAGUUGGUGACAUCUUACUUAAGGUGAAUGAGACUUUUGUGUCUGGUCUGCCACGCCAAACAGUUACAGAUUUGCUGCGCAAGGCUCAAGGCACUGUUCAACUCACUGUCUGCCGAAGUGUGGCUUUGCACUGGGCUUAUUCAGGCAACCACAGCAACAGAGCUUCCACUCCAAACACAAAAGCAGAGCCUGUGAGUGGUGGGGAAAGCCUGCAAGCUCAGCCUGUUUUCACUUUCAAGGAAGAAGGCUCCAGCCAAAUGUGCCACAAGGAUGAACAAAGAACAGACAAAUCUCUCCAAGGUCAGGUGGCUGGACAAGACUAUAAGGAUAUCAUUAGUAACAUUUCAGAAAGGUCACAGAAAUGUGCAGAAUGUGAAAGCUGCAGAAGAGAAAAUCAGAAGUCUGAGUCAGGAAGCUGGAACAAUGAAGAUGAUGUUAUUCCCCACAGGAUUCCUGUUCUACCUAGAAACAGAACCUUUGCUUCUGGAGAUGAACUGACUCAGUUAAUUAACUUGAAACCAUCACAGAGUGGAAUAGAUCCAAGGACUGACAUAACAGGUCUUAUUCAAGGCCUUCAGCUGCGGAUUGAAAAUCAAGAGGUGCUAAAGGAGUUUAUGGCUUUAGAACAUGUGAAACCAAUAGAUGACUGCAGAAUUGGCAAAGCACCAGAAAACCAAAACAAAAACAGAUACCGAGAUAUCCUUCCAUAUGAUAAGACACGGGUUCCUCUGGGAGAAAAGAAUGGCUACAUUAAUGCAAGCUACAUUAGAAUGAAUGUUGGAGAAGAGGAACACUUUUAUAUUAUAACCCAAGGGCCUCUGCCAUCCACUAUGGCUGAUUUCUGGCAAAUGGUCUGGGAGAGUGAAUCAGAUGUGAUUGCCAUGAUGACAAAAGAAGUGGAGUUAGGGCAAAUCAAAUGUCAUCGAUACUGGCCUGAAUCUCCCUAUGACUCUAAAGACCUGGCUAAUUUCUAUCUCAGGCUACACAAUUACCAGAUUAUGGAAUACUUCAUAAUUAGAAAAAUAGAAAUUAUCAACAAGCAGACAGAAGAAAAGCGCAUUAUAAGUCACUUGCAAUUUAUCACUUGGCCAGAGCAUAAUACUUCCAAACUGGCUGAGCAGCUUGUAAAAUUUAUUUGUUACAUGAGAAAAACUCAUAGGACUGGACCUAUUAUUGCUCACUGUAGCACUGGCAUUGGAAGAAGUGGAGUUUUGCUGUGUGUUGAAAUUCUUCUCAGCCAUAUAGAAAAAGAUUUAUGUUUCAACAUCAAGCAGAUAGUGAGAGAUUUGCGAGAUCAGCGUUUUGGCAUGAUCCAAACUAAGGAUGAGUAUUUAUUCUGUUAUGAAGUUGUUCUGGAAGUCCUUCAGAUCCUCCGAGCAAUGGAUUCCUACUGAAUAUGAUUCCUACAAUAUGAGUCUUCCAGUUGCUGUUCCACAUGGACUCCAGGAACUGCUCAGCAACUACUUUAAAGAGACGUAAAGCCAGCAGACAAGUGUUAUUACAUGCUUUUUUAGAAUUCCCUGAUUUCAAAGUAAUUUUAAAACCUUGUUUAACAUGUCCUGUGUAAGUAAUGCAUUUCUUGGCUCAAAGGAUGAAGAAACAGCCAGCCAGCACUGCAACACUGCUGUGUUAAAUUGCUAUGGACAAUUUUUGCAUUCUGUGUAAUAACAUAUUAAUUGCUAGGAAUAUAUGUUGGGGCCAUAGCAAGGCUAUAGCAGCCUUUGGAAUUAGCUUUACUAUCUGGAGGGCAACUAUAAAGAUCUAAGAUUCUGUUGGUGUUGGUGGAAGAUUAGCUGACCCUUAUCUAUUGUUGUGCACUAUUGGCUUCUGGACAGCAAAUCAGUAUUUACUCCAGCAGUUAUGCUUUGGCAUGGAGCCACGCAAUUUGGUGACCUUUGGCUGCUUGAACAAUGUAGAACCAUUCCCAGUCAUUACUCCAGCCCAUGAGUUUAUGCCACUAUCACUAGACAUCUUAAAUCAAGAAACUGACAGAAAAAAUAGGAUGCCUUUAAAGCCUGGUUCUCUACAAAGGAAGAGCAUUCUAAUAAUUAGAUGGAAGACUAAUUUUUUCCAGCAAUAUGAACAGAUGUAGAUAGCAUCAGUGUUUUCAUUCUACAUCCAUAGAAACAGGAAUGCUAAGCCAGGUGAAACAACUGUGUGUGCAUUGUGGUACACACAUACAUUUCAUCUUUCCCUAAUCCUUUACAAUGAUUGACUAUCUUUUCAUUCUUACCUACGAUCUGAAAUAUGGGAUGUCCUGCUGGUCUGAGUAGGGGCUGAAUCAGAUCGUUAAAUUAAAGAACUCUCUGUACAGUUUAUUUUUCUUGUAAAAAGUGUUUCUGUUUGUAUGGGUGGAUUUGAGCAGAAAUUUGCUGUUCAAGGUGUAAGAUUGUAUUUGUUUCCAUAAUAGUACUUCUAAGUCCUUAUCUAGAAGGUGACAUACAGAAGUGAUUAGAUGUGCGUUAGAAGAGUAACUUGCAAACAUAGGAAACGGAAACAAUCUAAAUUGUACAUAUUUUAAAAACUUAUUUGGUUUAUGCUAAAGAGAAAAUAUUAAGAGGCAUUGGCUAUAAAACUGCAGUUGAAGCAAGCAAAUAAAAUACCUAUUUAUUUUAUUACCUAUUACAAAUUAGAGGUUCAUAAUUCAGAAAGAAUGGUGUAUUAAAUAAAAAUUUGAAGUAUGGCUUUUAGGAAAAGCCACUGUAAUAGAGUUAUAAUUAAGGCCAAGGCACAUUUUUUCUUUCUGCCCUCCAACAGUCUGGAGGCAGGAAUAUAUAAAAAUGCAAUUAAUUAUGUGACCCAGAUGCUAAUUUCAAGCAUAUUAAUAAAGUUCCAGAGCAAAGCUAAAUGCUAAUCCAGGAGUAACCUUGGAUUUAUAUUGAUAUAAAUGUAUGCAGAAUUCAAUGACUUAUCUUAAAUUCAUUGAAUUUGGUCCUUCCUCAAAGCAUUACUCUCCAUACAUUCUGCAUUUAUUAUCCUUACGCUGCAUACAAAGGACUGUUCACACAAUUUUGUCAAAUAUCAACAGCCAAUUUUUUUUUCAUAACUUUGUUACCUUCAUUUCUUAUUUGGCCUUUCACUUUGACUUUAAUUACUGCACAUGUACUACUAGGCAGUCAAUGCAUUACACUGUAAUGAAUGCACACUUCAUCUUUUGUACCACAAAAAUUUAAUAAGCAUCCUAGUGAAAAUAUUCCUGUACUUCAUGCAAAGGUGUUUUUUCUGUGGCUUAGAACAAGUAUUCUGGAUUUAGAAGACAAUCCUCAUAGAUCACUAUUUUUGCAUCAUCUUUGCAGUUGUUUGAAAGAUGUGUUUGCUGUUUGACCUAAGUUUUUCCUGUUUUGCAGAGAUAUUAAAAAGAUUUCUGAAAA